Penicillium chermesinum is the source of this 1359-nucleotide messenger RNA. RefSeq names its product inositol phosphosphingolipid phospholipase. Bases 1 to 1359 code for a protein of 452 amino acids. Gene Ontology annotation, molecular function: sphingomyelin phosphodiesterase activity. Lineage: Eukaryota; Fungi; Ascomycota; Eurotiomycetes; Eurotiales; Aspergillaceae. Gene Ontology annotation, cellular component: cytoplasm. The record is from RefSeq and is a predicted model, not a curated record. The transcript is spliced from 2 exons.
AUGGCCUCCCUCGAUUCCGAGACUCCUCACUCGAUCAGGAUCCUGACCCUCAAUUGUUGGGGGCUCAAGUACCUCGCAACCUACCGCCAUGAACGUCUUGCGGAGAUCGGCCGGCAGCUUGCUCUCGCCAACCCACCCCCCGAAAUAGUAGGCUUGCAAGAAUGUUGGACACAACAAGACUACGAAAGCAUCCGCGACCAAACCCGACACAUCCUCCCCUAUGCCAAAUUCUACUUCGGCGGCAUCUUCGGCGCGGGCCUCGCAAUCUUAUCGAAAUGGCCAAUCGAGGAGAGCAGCAUGUACGCCUACCCGUUAAAUGGACGACCAACAGCAUUCUUCCGCGGCGACUGGUUCGUGGGCAAAGGCGUGGGCUGUGCCCGAGUGCGCUUCGGCCCUGGAGCUGACGACAUCGCCGAGGUCUUCACAACCCACUUGCAUGCACCCUAUGAACGCGAACCGAAUGACUCGUACAUUUGUCACAGAACCGCGCAGGCGUGGGAGAUCUCGAAGCUUAUGCGUGGAGCUGCUGAGCGGGGGCAUCUGGUCAUUGGUCUAGGCGACUUCAACAUGCUGCCCUCGUCGUUUGCACACCGAUUGAUCACCGCGCAGAGCCCUGUGCGCGAUGUCUGGCGGGAACUGCACCCAGACUCAUCCGUCGGCGCUGCAGUUGACGCAGUUGAGAAGGCGAGAAACAAGCCUAUCCCCACGGCGGAAUUUAAUCUGACAGAAAACGGUGCAACUUGCGACGGGGCCUUCAAUACCUGGCGCUGGUCGAAACCUCUGCGCAAGCGUCUUGAAAAGGGCGAGGAGGUUAACAUUGAGAAGGACGUCCCUGAUCCGCGCGCAAAGCGUCUUGAUUAUAUCUUCGUUGGCGACGGUGGCUAUCCGCCGGAUUUCCCGAAGUCACGCUGGUCAGUCGAGUCUGCGCGGCUGAUAUUCCUGCAUCCUCUCACUCCCCCUCCUCUCCAUCCCACGUCGUCGAAGCAGGUAUCUCCCAACUCUGCCCUCUCGCCGGACACAUAUGACCAGAUUAUCGCUAUGAUCGAUAAAUAUGUGCUCCGCGAGCGCUCACAGCGCCGCUGGCGAUUGGCCCACUUCAUAGUAUCCGUCAUAGUUUCAAUCGGAUGCUUUGUUGGGGUUUGGUGGGUCGGAAAUCGUACUUACAUCGGAUUUAUCCUGGUUCUUGUGAGCACUCUCAACUUCGGGGCCGGGAUCCUCGAUGGCCUGAUAGGCGGGCUUUUUGUGUCCAGUGAGCUUCGAGCUCUGAAAGAGUUCGAAUGGGAGGUCAGAAAUGCACAGAACCUGGUUAUUGCUGCUGAGCGGGCGGGUGGGCGUGGUUCUAAUGAUGAGGCCAAGUAA